Molecule: messenger RNA, 1116 nt
Organism: Phyllostomus hastatus (greater spear-nosed bat)
Lineage: Eukaryota; Metazoa; Chordata; Mammalia; Chiroptera; Phyllostomidae
Product: syncytin-1-like
Exons: 1
Coding region: 1-1116 (371 amino acids)
Source: RefSeq, a predicted model, not a curated record
AUGAGCCAGAGAGAGUUUGAACAAGCUAAGAAAGAGGCUGCAAAAAAAAUAACAAACUGGUUGGCUCAAGAAGCAGUCACCUACAAAGGGGCUAACCUCACAGCCUUUCAGGAGGCCUGGAGGAGGGUGAGCCCAGCAGUCCAAGUUCAGUACAUGGUCCACGCCAUGUAUGCAGCAUACCAGAAUGUUACUAACUCCACAAGAGAAUGCUGGGUAUGUUUGCCUAUAGAAGAAAAAGGGUUUCUAGGUGUUCCAGUACCCCCGAGGUGGAACAGGACUCAUAAGCCCAUAGACACAGGUCCUAUUGUGAUCCAAGGACCCGUAGCUACCAUUGUCUUCCCAGAUGCUAAGGGAAUGAACUUAACCUGUUUGGUGGCAAACUGGACUGAAGAGCCAAGGAACGGUGUGGGAACACUCAACCCCCAGCUCUGCUCUGGUCAACAUAAUAUUCCUAACAACAGCAGCCUUUGUACUGAACCUGGAAUCUUCCUUCUCUGUGAGAAGGCAGCUUACAAGUGCCUGCCCCAGAAUUGGACCGGGAUCUGCAUUGAAGUUUUCCUAGUCCCUAGCAUCAGCAUCCAGGUCCCUAAUGAGUUUAGAAAACUACUGCAACCUAAAGUAAAGGAAGCCUCCCAGCAUAAGAGAAGAGUACGGGCCGCCAUAGCUAUAGGGGCAAGCCUUGCAGUGGGGGUUGGGGCAGGAGUCAGGGCAAUGGGAUUGUCUGCAUCCACUUACUACAAGCUGUCAGCUCAGCUGAGUGAAGACAUGGACAAUGCAGCUGAUUCCCUGACCACCCUGCAGCAGCAGAUAAACUCCUUGGCUGAGGUAACCCUUCAGAAUCAGAGAGCUUUAGACCUCAUUACUCCAGAGAAAGGUGGAACAUGUACGUUCCUAGGAAAAGAAUGUUGCUAUUUUGUCAACCAAUCCGGUAUAGUAGCAAAAAAGGUAAAAGAAUUAAAGGAGAACAUUAGAAUUCGGGCCAAAGAGCUAGAGGACUGGAAUUUUGGAUUCAAUCCACAGACAUGGCUAAGGUGGAUAUUGCCUGUUCUGGGGCCCAUCCUCAUAAUUCUCCUAGGCAUAACUCUGGGGCCCUGCAUCCUCCGAACCUUGGUCUAA